UACAAAAUGCAUGAAAUUUCCAAUUUUCUAAAGAAAAUUUGUUCAGCAUUCGACCCCCCUCCAAAUCAAGUGAUUCAGGUGUUCCAAUCCCCUCCAAAUCAUGUGAUUCAGGUGUUCCAAUCCCCUCCAAAUCAUGUGAUUCACGUGUUCCAAUCCCCUCCAAAUCAUGUGAUUCAGGUGUUCCAAUCCCCUCCAUAUCAUGUGAUUCAGGUGUUCCAAUCCCCUCCAUAUCAUGUGAUUCAGGUGUUCCAAUCCCAUCCCAAUCAUGUGAUUCAGGUGUUCCAAUCCUCUCCCAAUCAUGUGAUUCAGGUGUUCCAAUCCCCUCCAUGGACACAGGUGUAUACAAUCAUCCCCUAGCCAUGCAGACUGCUUC
This is a messenger RNA of Staurois parvus, 373 nucleotides long. NCBI's taxonomy places the organism in Eukaryota, Metazoa, Chordata, Amphibia, Anura, Ranidae. The record is from the annotation of a GenBank genome assembly.